Messenger RNA from Trichobilharzia szidati, 3798 nucleotides. Lineage: Eukaryota; Metazoa; Platyhelminthes; Trematoda; Strigeidida; Schistosomatidae. The record is from the annotation of a GenBank genome assembly.
AUGAUAACAAACACAUGUUAUUGUUCUCUCUCUCCUCACCCCAAAAAUACUACCAGUAUAAACGAAGAAGAGGAAGAGGAACAAGAGACCAGUUGUCAUGUCAAGGAAAUAAAUCUACCUGUGAUUCAAAACAGAUUUCAUCAUGGACAUUUCAAUCCUAAAAUCUACUAUGAUCUAAAUAUAUCUGCUGAUCAUUUUAUUGAAUUAAGCCAGAGAGAUAUAGAGAAAUGCAUUGAAAGUGAAAUAAGUCGAAUGAGAGUAACUGUUGAUGGAAAUGAUGAAAGUGUUAAUUGGACAAUAGUGGUCAAUAAACUGCCUACAGAUAUUAAACCAGUUUUAAAGUAUUUUAAAUCAAAUAUACAAAAAGAACAAUGCAUUAAUUUCAAGCUCAUCACUGAUGAAAUAGCAAGACUUACACUAGUAAUCAACACAAAUCCUUCAAACAGAUCAGGAUUCGAUUUAUGUCGUCGAGGUGCACUAUAUAGAAAGAUUGGUAGACUACAAGAAGCAAAACUUGAUCUUGUUAAAUCGAUUGAAUAUGAACCGAACUUAUCAUCUGCUCAUUGGCACAUUCACUUUAUACACUUACUUGAAGGUAAAUUAGAAGAAGCACUGGAGGAUUUGGAUCAAUGCAUGAAAUGCUUAAAAAUUGUGGAAUUAACAAAACAUAUUUUUAAUUUAAAUAACGAUACUACUAUUACAGGUAGUGUUAGUAGCAAGAGAAAAUAUUCAAAAAAAGUUCAACAAUUCUAUGAAAAUAUUCUUCAUUCAAAAGCUUUUAUCUAUUCUCUCAUGAACAAUUGGAAAUUGGAAGCUGAAGUAUGGACAAAUUUAAUACAAUUGAAUCCUACAUAUGAGUUGGCUUAUCUUAAAAGAGCUCAUACUUAUCUUAAGUUGAAAAUGUUUCAACAUUCAAAUACUGAUUUUAUAAAAGUACUUUGUUUAAAUCCGAAAUCAGUUGAAGCUCAGUUUCAGUGCGGUUUAUACAAAUAUUAUAGCAGUAACUGGAGGAGAGCAGUGGAUUAUUUUCAAGAAGUCCUGCUCAAUGAUCCAAGACACUUUCAAGCACAUUAUUAUAUGGCUAGAAGUUUAAUUAAAUUGUAUAAAUAUGAUAUAGCCUUAGCUGAACUAACAGCUUGUCUUUACUUUGAACCAAUGUAUUACAAGGCAUUGUAUACACGUGGAUGUUUGCUAGCUAAUGUUUGUCCAUUGCAAUCACUACGUGAUUUAACUAUGUGUAUAUGUAUUGGUAAUAAGAAAUAUCAGACUAUGGCUUUUAUUCAACGUGGAUUACAGUUUUAUCAAAUGAAAAAAUAUACAAUGGCGAUUCAUGAUUUUCAUGCAGCUCUUCACAAUGGACAUCAACAAUGUUCUGACGUGUAUCGUCUACUUGGAUUAAGCUAUAUCCGGAUGAAACUUUGGACUAGAGCUAUUCAGAUAUUGACAGAAGCAAUGAAAGUACUGGACAAACCUAAUGAUAUUGUAAACAUUUUACUGUGUAGAGCAGAAGCAUACAAUGGGAAGGGUCAACAUGCGAAAGCAAUUAUGGAUGUACAACGUGUGCUACACAUGAAUUCAAGCAAAGGUGAAUACUACUUACUGCUUGGAAGUUAUUUAUUCCUACACUCGGAUGUUCAGUUGGUUCAACGAUGUGUUCAACACUAUUUGAGUAUAUCAGAAAGUCAAAAUUAUAAACAGGCUAAACAAUUGGCAUUAUCCUAUUACUUUCUGGGAAAAUAUACUGAAGCCGAUUUAGUUCUAUCAACCAAUCAAAAUCAGCAUCAACCUGACAUGGAGUAUAUCCUUCUGCAUGCUUUAACUUUAGAUAAACUCCAGCGAACAAAAGAUUCAGUUAGUUUAUUGGAAACUACCUUAAAAAAAUUAUUCAAUAGGCGAAUUUCAGAAAGAGCACAAAUCUAUGAUCACCUUGGCCAGUAUUAUAUGAAGUUGAAAAAGUAUUCAGCAGCUGUCGACUCUUUCACAAGGUCUAUUCAUUUGAAUUCUGAACAACCACAUGUUUACUUGUAUCGUGCUCAAUCAAAUCUCCAUCUCAUAAUCUUACAAAUAAAAGGAAAGUCAAACUCUUCGAAGGAUUUAUCAAACAGCUUUAAUGAUAAUGUGCUGAACGAUAUUAGUCAAGCAUUGGUUCUACUCACUUCAAAAAGCAAAUCAAUCAAUGAAAUAUACUUUUAUGCACCAUUUGAAGCUGUGAAUUUAUUCGACCUGUGUUUACUGACACGAGUAGCUUAUUUCGGUCUGUAUCAAAGCGGUGUAUUUAAAUAUUUAUUGAAAACAUACGAUUUUUCAGAGGCUGAUUUGAAUAUGGCAGUAAAAACAGACAACUAUUGCCCAUUAGCUUAUUAUAACCGUGGAUUAUGUCGUCAAACUCAAGGAAACUGGAAUGAAGCUAUAGAAGACUAUGGACUCUCUAUCAAGUAUGGUGCAUCACAUGGCUGUAUCCGUCUUCAGAGUCUAAUUAAUCGGUCACUUUUGUACUUAGAGAAGUUUCAGAAUUAUGAAGCAGCAAUAGUUGAUUUGUGUAACGCAAAAACUAUAUUAGAGAAUAUGAUGGAAAAACCACAGGCGAAAGACAAUGACAUUUUAUCGCGAAGGAGUUGUACUCAUAUUGGUAAUAAGACCACUUAUAAUGCAAGCCUUCGUAUUAAAAUUAUGCAUACAAUUGGUAUUUGUCAUCAAAAACUGGAACAGUAUGUUGAAGCAGAACAAAUAUUUCGUCAUUUAACGCUAUCAGAACCUGGAUUCCUUCAAGGACAUAUUGGACGAGCUAACUGUUUAAUGGAUUAUGGUGGUUAUAUGAUAAAAAAUAACUUGGAUGAUUCGAAAUCAUUAUGGGAAGAAGCAUUGGUUGUAUAUGAAUUUGCUAACAAAUUGGAUGAAUUGAAUUUAGAAGCGAGUAUAGGAUUAUCUAUGUGUUUGCAGGUUCUAGGACGUUUAAAUGAUGCAUUAAAACAAAUUACACACAGUUUAGAUAUUUAUUAUAACAAGCAGCAAUCUGAUGGUGAUGAAAUAAUCAACAGGGGACAAAAUUCAUCAGAGUGUAGCAAUAUACUGUUGGCUAAUGCACACGAUUGUCGUGCAAUCAUUUACCUACAACUAGGUCGACCACAACGUGCUAUUGAUGAUCUUACUGUUUCAAUUCGCUUAAAUCGAUAUUCUACUAAGUAUUUAAUCAAUCGUGGUGUAGCUUAUCUGAUUAAUAGUCAAUCUAUGCCAGCAAUGAUAGAUUUCAGAAAGGCGAUUCAAAUUGAUCCUGAAAACAGUCUAGCCAAUUAUCAUCGUGCACUUAUCUACCUACAUCAUAGUCAGUUUGAACAGGCUGAAAAUGCAGUGAAUAUUGCAUUACAAGAACAAUGUCUACCAUUCAAUUGUUAUCAAUUAGAUCCAAUGAGCUUAGAUCCCAGUGUAUGGUUACUACGUGCUAUAAUUCGUUUGUUGAAAUACAAAUCAAAUGAUGCGCGUAAUAAGAUAUUACAAGAGGCUUUGCAUGAUGUUUGUAAAGCAGAAGAAUUGAUUUCACCUGGAAUGCAUCAUUGCAUAACUCAAUGGCCUCAUUUGCACUAUACUAAAGGUCGAAUAUUAUAUGAAUUGAAUCGUUAUAAGGAUGCAGAAGAAGAGUAUACAAAAGCACUCAGUUUGCUACCGUACAAUCAAUUCAUCUAUGAAGCACGUUGUAAAUGUCGUCAGCAAAUGUAUCGCGUUGGUUUAAUUCACUCUUAUCAGGAGGCGUUGACCGACUACCGGUUAUCACUUUUAGCCAGUACUUUGAUAAGUCAGUAA